This is a messenger RNA of Phytophthora megakarya, 1296 nucleotides long. Lineage: Eukaryota; Oomycota; Peronosporomycetes; Peronosporales; Peronosporaceae. The record is from the annotation of a GenBank genome assembly.
AUGGUGGAGCGGUUUGGAGCGUCACUGGCGUCCAAGAUUUCGGACGCGAGCGACUGGGAGACGGCUGAGGGUUACAUCACGGCCCUCCCUCACCUCUUGUACGACAAACUACAGCCGUACUCCCAGGCUCAGCGUCGCCUUCAGCCGUGCCCUCGACCAAGCCAGCAGGCGCAACACGACCAGCGGCAACAUGUCCAGCAAACCCCGCGCCAGGAGGAUACCGUGCCCCACCGGCACCCGAGCACAACCAGCAGCCGCCGCAGGCGUCAGCGUCGGACCAGGCGCGGCCGCCCUCCGCGUGUGACGCGCCACCACCGCGAUCACCGCUUGGAUGAAGCACUGGACGAACUCCACGUAGUAGAGCGCCGCUCCCCCAGCAACCGCAGUGCCGUGAACAAGGCGCGGCGUCGUGUCGGCCUCAUCAACGCCGCGAUCGCCCAGCAGCGAUUACGCCACCAGUUCGACAAGGAUGAAAAGGCAUGUGUGGACGGCAUCUUCACUGCGGCACGCGAGAAGAGGGCGAUGGCGACGACACCGACGGCGACGACAACGACGGCGACGACACCGACAUCAAGUACAGCCUCGGUCGUCGACGCCAGCACCUGCCCCAUUCCCGGUGAGGAACUUCACCGGUUCUUCACGGCGGUCAACACCCCGUCCGGGGUAUUCGAACCGAUGGCACCGGUAGGCGCCCAUUUCCGCUCAGCCCUCGCACGCCUCCCCGCUGCUCGUCACAACAAGGAGCUGCUCACGGACCACCCCACCCCGGACGAGAUUGAAGACCAACUGCAGCGCGUCCGGGGAAGCUUCAGCCCUGGCCUGGACGGGGUGGGCUACGACAUCUACAAUGUCUUCGCGACCCAGCUCCUACCGGCGCUACACGCAACGUUCAAGUGCUGUUGGCAGCAUCGGCGUGGUGCGUCUGCUCACAAAAAGGGCGAUCGGCUCGACCCUGCCAACUGGCGACCGAUCUGCCUGCAGCAGACCAUCUACAAGCUGUACGCGGGCGUGCUGGCCCGGAGAUUCACGCGCUGGCUGGACGCGAACGACCGUCACGCCACCGCACAGAAGGGCUUCCGGGCGAUGAACGGCUGCGGGGAGCACAACUUCCUCGCGGCCUCGCUCGUGGAUCAAGCGCGACGCAAGCGCCAAGAGCUGCAUGUCGUGUGGUACGACUUCGCCAACGCCUUCGGCAGCGUUCCACACGACUUGCUUUGGGCAGUGCUGCAGCGGAUGGGCGUCCCUGCCGAGUUCGUCGACUGUUGCCGCGGGCUGUAUGCGAACGCCGCGUUCACG